GCGCGGUAAAGCAAUCGACUACGACCAGAACGCUACCGAGGCGAUCAUGGUGCAUGGAAGUAGCAAUGGCGGCAAGAAGAAGGCCAAGAAGGCCGCCAAGAGGAAACCGGUGAACCUCCAGCCGCAGUAUCCGAGUAAGUUUCCUAAAGUAGUCCACGUCGACGACGGGGACUCGUCGGCCGUCGACGAGCAUCACGAAGUGUCUCAUGACAUGUAUCCUUCCAACCACGCAGAGUACGCGCAAGGCGACUUCCACAUGCACAGCACAUGCAGCGACGGCAAGUUUCGGCCGUCGGAAGUGAUCGCCAAGGCCGCGGCCAACGGCGUCGUGUACAUCUCGCUGACCGACCACGACACGAUGGCGGGUGUCUCGGAAGCCAUGGACAUGGGUCGGUCGCUCGGGGUGUUUGUCUUGCCGGGCGUCGAAAUCAGCGCCGAAGAGGCCGGAGCGGAGAACCUGCACAUCCUCGGGUACUUUUGCCCAGGCACGGACUCGGUGGCGCUGGAAGCCAAGCUGCUCGCCAUCCGUCAAGCGCGGCAUAAGCGGGGCAAGGAAAUGCUGCGCAAACUGGCGGAGAUGGGGAUUCACUUGAACUGGGACCGAGUGCUCGAGAUCGCAGGCGAAGCCGCGCCCGGCCGACCGCACGUGGCGGAGGCUCUGGUUGAAGGCGGCCACGUGUCCAACUUUCGAGAAGCGUUCUCACGGUAUCUCAGGAACGACGGCCCCGCCUAUGCUGAGGUAUUCAUUCAUCAUCACACUAUUUGUUGUCAUACACUAAUUAUACGUCGUUGCUUGGGAGUUUACAAGUGUACUAGCCGAUCGCACUGUUUGUUGUCAUACACUAAUUACAUGUUGCUUGGUCGUGUGUCGUCCAUUCUACAAACCGAUCACACUAUUUGUUGUCGUUUACCGAUGACAUGGUGAUCCGUGCGAAUAUGUAUGUACAUUGUAUGAACCGAUCUCACACUAUUUGUUGUCAAUCACCGGUUACAUGUUAUAUAUCGAACACCGAUCACAUUAAGCGUUGUCAUACACUAUUACUCGUUGUUUACGAGAACUGGUCACACUAAUUGCUGUAUUAUACCAGUACAAAUUCCACAUAUUGAUUGGUAUUAUUCUAUAAAUAUAAUAACUUGAUGUGCUGACAUAGGGCGAGCAUUUCCCGCCUGAAGGUACCACGAUUCGAUUUUGCAUAUCGGAGAGGAUGUGAACAUGGGGUGGUAGAUGCCAUCCAAAUGAUUGACCAAGCCGGGGGGGUAUCAGUGCUGGCGCAUCCAUGGUGUUGCAAGAACCCCCUGGCAAUCGUUCCCACGUUGGCCGCUGCUGGCAUCCACGUACGCAUCCAUCUGGAAUAAUAAUAUUCUUCGAUU
Aphanomyces astaci is the source of this 1371-nucleotide messenger RNA. RefSeq lists its product as hypothetical. The transcript is spliced from 4 exons. The record is from RefSeq and is a predicted model, not a curated record. NCBI's taxonomy places the organism in Eukaryota, Oomycota, Saprolegniomycetes, Saprolegniales, Verrucalvaceae. The coding region runs from base 47 to 925 and encodes 292 amino acids. Gene Ontology annotation, molecular function: 5'-3' RNA exonuclease activity; 5'-3' DNA exonuclease activity.